AUGUCACCUAUCUCCCAAUAUCGACCCGAUGAAUGGGUCUUCAUUACCACCACUCCCACGCGGCCGCGUCCGACCAAGGAACAGCGAUCUCAGAUGCGGCGGCGCGUCAUGCGCGAGAUUGGGUACGCCCGCCGGUAUCCUCGCACAGCAUAUCUUCAGAGAGCUUCGACAUCAUUAUGCAUAGACAGCGACACGAUAGCAUCUCCUUCAUCCUCCAGCACUUUUCCUGUUGACCCUCAAUCUGGAAGGCCUCAAGGUUCAGGCUGUCCACCCUCGUCGGCCCAUAUCGCAUCGUUCCUGACCUGUCCGUGGGAUAGGGACUCGCAGCGACUACUCCACCACAUGUUCUCAGAUGCCAUCCCGAGCCACCUUCGAAUAUACAAAGACCGCUGGUACCCAAUCUGUAUCACGAAUUCCGCCGCUUUUGACCAGAUGUUGGCUUCAUAUGCUACCCAUAUCUCACAAUACCACGUGCAAGACGACUUGAAGGACUUCAUACUUUUGAAUCAUACCAAAGCGCUUGUGCGGGUUCGGCAUGAUAUCAGUGAUAUGUCGCUGGGCAGUAAGCAGGUCCUGGAGGGUACAUUGAGCGCGAUUACCGCCUUGGCAUGCUAUUCACAUCUGCAAGGAGAUAUGGUUUCAUGGAGAUCGCACAUGUCAGCUGUGUCAAGACUUAUUCAGGAGUCGGGCUUAUCACUGGGGUCUUUGGAUGAGAAGUUGGUGACCGUCGUUAAAUGGUUCGCACUCAAAGAGCGCCCAAUUGGUCCCACUUGA
This is a messenger RNA of Aspergillus lentulus, 774 nucleotides long. RefSeq lists its product as uncharacterized. The record is from RefSeq and is a predicted model, not a curated record. Lineage: Eukaryota; Fungi; Ascomycota; Eurotiomycetes; Eurotiales; Aspergillaceae.